Molecule: messenger RNA, 2351 nt
Organism: Macroventuria anomochaeta
Lineage: Eukaryota; Fungi; Ascomycota; Dothideomycetes; Pleosporales; Didymellaceae
Exons: 5
Coding region: 172-2259 (695 amino acids)
Biological process (GO): positive regulation of transcription from RNA polymerase II promoter by galactose; DNA-templated transcription
Cellular component (GO): nucleus
Molecular function (GO): DNA-binding transcription factor activity, RNA polymerase II-specific; zinc ion binding; RNA polymerase II cis-regulatory region sequence-specific DNA binding
Source: RefSeq, a predicted model, not a curated record
UCUGGGGUUGCCCUUUACGUUACACAAUACGGAGCAUCUGAAACUUAUGCAGCCCCAUGAGAGAUCCGUAAUUUUCUCCUGGCUGGUUCUUGAGGUUCAAUCGAUCCAGCAGUGCGAGAUUAAGCGAAAGCAUUCAAGUCGCUGUGCAGCGAAUUAGUGCCAGUUCUGUAAAUGACCUCAUAUCACGUAGAGCCUCCAGAGAAGCGGCGUCGAGUCGAUCGUGUUACGGCAGCAUGUGAUCUUUGCAAAAAGCGAAAGGUCAAAUGUGACGGUGAACAGCCAUGCGCGUACUGUCAACGGAAAGGUCGCGCAGAUACGUGUACAUUCACUGCGCCGAAAGUGCGCGGCGUACGAUCUGCUGGACAUACUCCGAACGGUCCCACACCUUCGCACGUUGAUGAGCAAAGAACUGCACAUUCGACCCCCCGUCGAAGAAGUGAGGAGGGUCUUACUGCUAUCGGAACAUCACUCUCCCCAACAAUAAGCAGGGAUGAACACCCCGAAGAUACAGCUGUACCUUUGGAGGGUCGUAUACUACGUGACGCGCAGGGGAAAGUAAUCUUUGUAGGCGAUUGCGCGCCCCUAUCCUUUUUGCAGACCGUCAGACAUCUGAUCGCAUCCACUGUUGAUGCAGAUGCUUUGCCCGCACAAUCUUCUCGGGAUUCUAUUAUUGAAGUUGCUCGACCAGGAUCAGCCGACCAACAACAAUCCUUAUCAGUAUCACUCCACGAAGUGCGGCCACUGGUUCAGCAAUAUACUGUAGCUGUCAGUGGCUUGGUAGAUCUGUUCGAGCACGAUCAGCUACUAAGCGAGAUAAGCUCAUGGGCCACAGGUGCAAUUGCACGUCCCCACGAGUCUGCAGCUGCAGUGUUCUAUCUUGUGCUUGCAGUUGGCGCGCAAGAGAAUCAAGAUGCCAAAGCAGAGGCAUGGUUUACUUAUGCUCAGGAUUUACUACUAAAGCAUCUGGCUAACAGCAUGAAUAUUUCAACCGUUCAAGGAUUUGCGCUCGUUGCGAUCUACAUGCUUCGGGCUUUCCAGCCCAACGGCGCCUAUCUUUACUUCUCUUUGGCCGCUCGUACUGCUUACGCAAUUGGCCUACAUCGAACAGAAGUCAACGCCUCAUUCGGAGAGUCCAUCAAACUUGUCAGAGAUCGUAUAUGGAAGAGCGUCCGCGUUGUCGACCAGCUCAUAAGCAACCUGCUAGGCCGGCCGCCAUCAACUUCGGAUGUGGAUUGCACCGUCAAGUACAGUGUUGCAGAAGUCGCCGAUGACAUGAACGCACAAAUACUCGACACAAGCGUGCAGAUCUUUAUGAUCAUCGAACGCGUCGUCGUUGAAGUGUACUCUCGCAAACGGAUUUCUCUACGCAUCGCAAACUAUGUUUCUCGCCAACUAAGGACUUGGGCGUCAAACUGGCUUCAACCUUUGCACGAAGCCACCAGUCGAGCAAAUUUAGGUACUUCAUCGCCAGAGGCAGCUGUCGGUGCUUGCUCUACGCUAUGCUCCUACUACUACGGCAUCAUGCUACUAACACGACCGUUCCUGAUUUACGAGCUGUACGAGUAUAUGGGCGCUUCUCUGAAGGGUAGCGGUACGCAAGGCGAACAUGAGGAGAAACGAAAAUAUGCCGACGCCGCACUCGAUGCCGCCUCGUCUUUCGUGGACACAUUACAGACUGUAAUACAUACCGGCAAAAUGCCUCGUAGGAUGCCACUCAUAGUGUCUUGGCUUUUCACCACCUCACUCGUGCUGGCAGUUGGCGUGCUAGGUCACUCAGGAAUGACCCUCAAGGACGACUGUCAAGCUUCAAUUCAAUGUCUCGACUACUUCGGCAAAGUCGAUCCACAUGCUCGACAAUACUCCCUCACCGUACAGUCCUUGCUGAGGACGACGACUUCACAUGUCAGACAACGAGAACAGCGCUUGCGAUCGCAACAAAAGCAGGCCUCAUCACAAUUAUUUGGAUUGCUACCUUCAGCUACUAAUACGCCACGACAAGACAUCAUUCAUCGUCGCCGCCAAUCUACUGUGCAACCUUUCACUUCAUCCGUUCCGGAGCAGGAAAAUGCCAUUGCUUCCGCGCCUUCCGACUGGACUAUAUACGACGCCGACUUUUUCUCGAUGCCUUGGAUGAACGAGAAUGAUCAAGGUUUACAAGGCUUCCUGCAACCAGGGACACAUACCUUCGACGGAGCAUCCAUUGCCGAUAUACCACUCUUCCCUAUGUACGAUCAACAAAGCGGUGGAAGCUUCCUAUGAGCGAACAAAUCAAACAUCUUUACCAGAUAACGCUCAGAACGUCCAAAAAAGAAAACUAUAGCUGCAGACAGCUUCGGACCGUGACAUUGGAU